This is a messenger RNA of Corylus avellana, 537 nucleotides long. Lineage: Eukaryota; Viridiplantae; Streptophyta; Magnoliopsida; Fagales; Betulaceae. The record is from RefSeq and is a predicted model, not a curated record.
AUGGCACAAAACGAGAUUAUUCAUGAUGUUCAGACUGUAUUUGAUGGCACAAACUAUAUGGCCAAGUAUAUAUCUGAUCUAUUUUCCAUAGCCAAUCUCACAGACAGUAAGAUUGUCAACACAUUGACUGAGCUUAAUACUUGUCUCACUCCUCAUGAUGGUAAGCCUUUUUGCGACUUUACCUUAUAUCGGCAUUUAGUUGGUAAUCUUGUUUACCUUACUGUCACUCGACCUGAUAUCUCAUAUGCUGUCGAUCAAGUGAGUCAAUUUAUGGCUGCUCCUCGCUCCACUCAUUUCUCAGCUGUCCUUCGCAUCCUUCGGUACCUAAAGGGGACAUUAUUUGAUGGCUCUAUUUCUCCUACCAGUCUCCUCUUUAGCUGCAUGCUUACACUGAUGUUGAUUGGGCGGGUGAUCCGACAGAUCGUCGCUCUACCACUGGUUACUAUUGCCUACUUGGCACCUCACUUAUCUCUUGGCGAAGUAAGAAACAAAUUGUUGUUGCUUGAUUUAGCACUGAGGCAGAAUAUCGUGCUCUAG